Mastomys coucha (southern multimammate mouse) is the source of this 3522-nucleotide messenger RNA. RefSeq names its product solute carrier family 39 member 6 (gene Slc39a6). Gene Ontology annotation, cellular component: membrane. Gene Ontology annotation, biological process: zinc ion import across plasma membrane; intracellular zinc ion homeostasis. Gene Ontology annotation, molecular function: zinc ion transmembrane transporter activity. The transcript has 10 exons. The record is from RefSeq and is a predicted model, not a curated record. NCBI's taxonomy places the organism in Eukaryota, Metazoa, Chordata, Mammalia, Rodentia, Muridae. Bases 146 to 2485 code for a protein of 779 amino acids.
GCUCAGGAUUCUGCCGCUGCUCCACGCCCCGUAAAGGCUUCUCGAAGACCGGAGCUGCGCGGGUUCCCAGCCCCCUCGGACCGCCCGCGGGGAACCGAACCUGCGCGCGGGGCCGGGCGGCGGGACACCAGGAGAGGAAGGUGCAAUGGCCACAAAUGUAUCUGUAAUCAUGAUCUUGACCUUUGUUCUUUGGGUUACAAACCCCCUCCAUGAACUACAAUCAACAGCUGCUUUCUCUCAGACCACUGAGAAAAUUAAUUCAAAUUGGGAAUCUGGCAUUAACGUUGACUUGGCAGUUAUCAUGCAGCGACACCAUCUGCAGCAGCUAUUCUACCGCUAUGGAGAGAAUGAUUCCUUGUCAGUUGAAGGCUUCAGAAAAUUGCUUCAGAACAUAGGCAUAGAUAAGAUUAAAAGAGUCCACAUACACCAUGACCAUGAGCAUCAUCACUCUGACCAUGAGCAUCACUCUGACCAUGAGCAUCACUCUGACCAUGAGCAUCACUCUGACCAUGAACAUCACUCUGACCAUGAGCAUCAUUCUGACCAUGAGCAUCAUUCUGACCAUGAGAAUCACUCCUCUGACCAUGAGCACCAUUCCCACCGCAGCCACACCGCUGCUGGUAAAAACAAUCGGAAAGCCUUUUGCCCGGACCUUGACUCUGAUAAUUCAAGCAAAAAUCCUAGAAGCAGCCUAGGGAAAGGACCUCGCCCAGCAGAGCACAUGAAUGGUAGGAGGAACGUCAAGGAGAGUGCGAGCUCUAGUGAAGUAACCUCGGCGGUGUACAAUGCUGUCUCUGAAGAAACUCGAUUUCUAGAGACAAUAGAGACUCCGAAACCUGGGAGACGCACCAAAGAUGUAAACCCUUCUACUCCACCCAGCAUCACAGAGAAGAGCCGAGUGGGCCGGCUAAGCCGGCUAGCUAGGAGGAAAAGCAACGAGUCCGUGAGUGAGCCCAGAAAGAGCUUUAUGUAUUCCAGAAACGCAAAUGACAAUAUUCAGGAGUGUUUCAAUGCAACAAAGCUGCUGACAUCCCAUGGCAUGAGCAUCCAGGCUCUGUUGAAUGCAACAGAGUUUAACUAUCUCUGCCCAGCCAUCAUCAAUCAAAUUGAUGCUCGGUCUUGUCUGAUUCAUACAGCAAGUGAGAAGAAGGCGGAAAUCCCUCCAAAGACCUAUUCUUUACAAAUAGCCUGGCUUGGCGGCUUCAUAGCCAUCUCCAUCAUCAGUUUCCUAUCUCUGCUGGGAGUCAUCUUGGUGCCACUCAUGAACCGGGUAUUUUUCAAGUUCCUGCUGAGCUUCCUCGUGGCGCUGGCUGUCGGGACUCUGAGUGGCGACGCUCUGUUACAUCUUCUCCCGCAUUCUCAUGCAAGUCACCACCACAGUCAUAGCCAUGAAGAGCCAGCCAUGGAAAUGAAGAGAGGCCCCCUGUUCAGCCACCUGUCCGCUCAGAGCAUAGAAGAAAGUUCCUAUUUUGAUUCCACAUGGAAAGGUCUGACGGCUCUAGGGGGCUUAUAUUUCAUGUUUCUCGUGGAACACGUACUCACACUGAUCAAGCAAUUUAAAGAUAAGAAAAAGAAGAAUCAAAAGAAACCUGAAAAUGAUGAGGAUGUGGAGAGCAAGAAGCAGCUAUCCAAAUACGAAUCUCAGCUUUCCACAAAUGAAGAGAAGGCGGAUCCAGGUGAACGACCUGAAAGCUAUCUGCGAGCGGACUCCCAGGAGCCCUCCCCCUUUGAUUCCCAGCAGCCAACGAUGUUGGAAGAGGAAGAGGUCAUGAUAGCCCAUGCACACCCACAAGAAGUCUACAAUGAAUACGUGCCCAGGGGCUGCAAGAACAAGUGCCACUCACACUUUCAUGACACGCUGGGCCAGUCCGAUGACCUCAUCCACCACCACCAUGACUACCAUCACAUUUUGCACCACCACCACCACCAGAACCACCACCCCCACAGCCACAGCCAGCGCUACUCUCGAGAGGAGCUGAAGGAUGCUGGCAUUGCCACGUUGGCCUGGAUGGUGAUCAUGGGCGAUGGGCUACACAAUUUCAGUGACGGCCUUGCUAUUGGCGCUGCCUUCACGGAGGGUUUGUCCAGUGGGCUAAGCACCUCUGUCGCUGUGUUCUGUCACGAACUGCCUCAUGAACUAGGUGACUUUGCUGUUUUGCUGAAGGCUGGCAUGACUGUCAAGCAGGCUGUGCUCUAUAAUGCCCUGUCAGCCAUGUUGGCCUAUCUUGGAAUGGCAACAGGGAUAUUCAUUGGGCAUUAUGCAGAAAAUGUUUCUAUGUGGAUAUUUGCACUCACUGCUGGCUUGUUCAUGUAUGUUGCUCUGGUUGACAUGGUGCCUGAGAUGUUGCACAAUGAUGCUAGUGAUCAUGGAUGCAGCCGUUGGGGAUAUUUCUUCCUGCAGAAUGCUGGGAUACUUCUCGGUUUUGGAAUUAUGUUACUCAUUUCCAUAUUUGAGCAUAAAAUUGUGUUUCGUAUAAAUUUCUAGUUAGGUUCUAAACCGUAGAACAGCUUAGAGAAGUAUUGCUGUUUAUAGUUCGAGUAGAUGGUAGAAAUACGUUCAUAUGCUGUGAUUCACAGCAUUUAAAACUAGUGCAUUUUGCAAUUUUUCUAUCAAAUUUUGCCAUUUCUUAUGCUUAUAAAGUCAGUCCCAUUGGGUAACAUAAAGGUACGUUUUAAUAUUUAAGUUAUUCUGUUUUGGAAAUGUAAGUCCUAUGUGCGAUCCACCAAUAUCACUCAGCUUACUGUAUGUUUUGGCAUGCCAUGUUCUGUAUAUUUUAGAGAAAGUGUCUUUAAUGCUCUUCUGUACAGCUUUAGCAUUAGUUCCCCUCUGGAGUUGGGCCCCUGUUCGUGGUGAGAAAGAAUGGGCACAAAGUCCAAGACACCAACAGUUCACAUUGAGUGUAGUCAGGAAAUAGGAGAACAGGAGGAUUGGGGAGGUGUAUAUUGCUUCAACAGGUCACAAGAUUGGUUAUAAUGUAGAGAGGGGAAAUUCUAGAUGUGUUUUAAAGGGGCAUGUUUAGUUCAGAGCACAUUCGUGAACAUCUGUCAAAUUGUUAAUGUUCCUGUAAAACAAGUAGCACUUUUGAUACACUUCAUCUGGUUGUACAUUUGUAUGAUAGAGAAGUCUAAAUAUGUUAAUACAAGCAAUGUGUCACUUGGCUAAGAAAUGAGGAUUUUAAAUCUGUGUGUGGAGAUGGGCCAAAUGAGUAACUAGUGUGUCACUAAAAGACUUGGUUUUCACCGUAGUAAGUGGCACUUGAAGUUGUGUGAAUGUUCUGGUUGUCUAGGCUCCCAGAUGACAAGUAUUAAAACCUUGAUCCACGAGAGGACGUCAAGACCUGUUCUGAAAAUGUUUUGACUUCUUGGAUUCAGAAAGCACUUAGCUCUGUCUCUCUCUCAGUGCUUUAAAAUGUCAUUGUGAACAACUGUCCUUUGGUGUAUGACACUGUAGAUACAUUAGGGCUGUCUGUAGCACUGUCUGGAUGUUUCUUUCUUAAAAAAUUAAAGUGUCAACUCAGUGUC